Molecule: messenger RNA, 2464 nt
Organism: Homalodisca vitripennis (glassy-winged sharpshooter)
Lineage: Eukaryota; Metazoa; Arthropoda; Insecta; Hemiptera; Cicadellidae
Product: cyclic nucleotide-gated cation channel subunit A-like
Exons: 12
Coding region: 1-2094 (697 amino acids)
Biological process (GO): monoatomic cation transmembrane transport; potassium ion transport
Cellular component (GO): intracellular cyclic nucleotide activated cation channel complex; plasma membrane
Molecular function (GO): intracellularly cGMP-activated cation channel activity; voltage-gated potassium channel activity; protein-containing complex binding
Source: RefSeq, a predicted model, not a curated record
AUGGCCGCUAGAACGCUAGACUCUCCUAGGUUCAUACACGCAGACGAUGGUUCUGUUCGUAUAUCCAGAAGUCAUGCUGCAUAUCAGGUGGUGCCAGUGCCCACAGUGUCCGGGCAAAGUUUCAACAACGAGUCGGACUCUGGGGCAGCGCCCAACCAACUUUUCUCCAAGCCUUCUUUGCUCCAGUGUGAUUCCGGGGAGAGGAGAAACCGCCGUCUACUCCAAAGAAUUGCCUUUACGCUCAGAAACCGCUUCACGAGAAGUAAUACGACGCCCCAGACGGAGUCUCGGCCCCCCAACUGGUUCGCCGCCAAGUUCCUGCACCGGCCAGGGGUGGAGGAGAAGACUCCUGCCUCGUGGUCCACCCUACACGUUGACCCUACCCAGCCGUUCCACUACAGGUGGUUGGCAAUCGUGACACUGGCUAUUUUCUACAACCUGGUGUUCAUCAUCGGCCGUAGCGUGUUCUGGGAGCUGAACAAUGCUGUCACCGUCCUCUGGUGGUUCCUAGACUACACUUGCGACGGCAUCUAUGUCAUCGAUACUCUCAUCCACGCGCACGAAGGUUAUCUGGAACAGGGAAUGAUGGUGAAAAAUUCGGCAAAACUUCGCCAAAACUACGUGUCCUCGAAAAAAUGGAUUUUCGAUUUCGUCAGCCUCAUCCCGACGGACUUGGUGUACUUCGUGUAUCCCAGCACAGUCUGUGCCCCGAUAGUUCCUUGUCCCGUCAUCGUUCGCGUCAAUCGCCUGUUCAGACUGCCCAGAAUGCUCGAGUUCUUCGACAGGACGGAGACGCGCACUGGGUACCCGAACAGCUUCAGAAUCUGCAAGGUGGUGUUCGCUAUUUUGGUCCUAAUCCAUUGGAACGCCUGUUUCUACUUCGCUAUCAGCUUCGCCAUCGGAUUCGGCACGGACAACUGGGUGUACAACCUGAACUCCACCAAUGAAAAUUCCAAGAACUCUACACUGUCCCGCCAGUAUAUAUACAGCUUCUACUGGUCGACUCUCACCCUCACUACUAUCGGUGAGACGCCGCAGCCAGAAAACGACAUAGAGUACCUAUUCGUGGUCGUGGACUUCCUGGCGGGUGUGCUUAUCUUCGCGACCAUCGUGGGCAACAUCGGCAGCAUGAUCAGCAACAUGAACGUGGCUCGAGUGGAGUUCCAGAACAAAAUGGACGGCGUGAAGCAGUACAUGAGUUUCAGACGAGUGUCCAAGGAGCUGGAGGCUAGGGUUAUACGGUGGUUCGCUUACACCUGGGCCAACAAACAGGCUAUAGACGAGGACAGAGUGCUGGCAGCACUCCCGGAUAAGCUCAAGGCAGAGAUCGCCAUCCACGUGCAUCUCGACACUCUCAAGCAGGUCCGGAUAUUCCAGGAUUGCGAGCCAGGAUUGCUGGAGGAGCUUGUACUCAAGUUGAGGCUGCAGGUAUUCAGCCCGGGAGACUACAUCUGCCGGAAGGGCGACAUCGGCAAGGAGAUGUACAUCGUGAAGAGAGGGCGACUGAGUGUGGUGGCGGACGACGAGAGCACGGUGCUCGCUACCCUGAGCGCUGGGGCGGUCUUUGGAGAAGUCAGCGUGUUGGAGAUCCCCGGCAACAAGACAGGGAACCGGCGCACGGCCAACGUGAGGAGCAUCGGAUACUCGGACCUGUUCUGUCUGGCCAAGACCGAUCUGUGGAAGGCGCUAGCGGACUACCCGGACGCACGCAAGUCACUGCUGGAGCGCGGCUGUCAGAUCCUGCGCAAGGACGGUCUGCUUGAUGAGGAUAUUUUCAAUCUCUCCCAGGAGCACAAGGAGGGUAUGGAGGAGAAGUUACAAAGGAUAGAGAGAACUCUAGAGAAUCUCCAGAUGCGAUUUGCACGUCUGAUGGCUGAGUACGUUAGUCACCAGGCGGCUGUCAAGCAGCGACUGUCCAAAGUCGAGAGGAGGGUUGACACUCAAGGCGCGAAAAGGAAGAGACAGCAGUCUCCAGAUUUCCUGUUGGACGUGACCGCUAGCCAGGAGUCGCCCGAUCGCUUCGCUCGGCGCUCCUUCCAGGGGGUCCCUCAAGGCUCUUGGUCGCGCCGCAGACGCAAGCCUAUGUCCCUCUAACCCCCCACCCAGCCACCACCACUAAACACCCUCACUACCACCAUCCCUCUCUCGUUCGGCGCGUCGAUGAGGACCAAGUAGUGAUCUGAAUGUUGGAAAAAACACUUUUCAAGUUAAAUUUGUUAUAUCUUGUACACAUUAAGUAUUGUAAUCGAAUACUAUAUAGUGUUAGUGUAUUUUGUACAGUUAUUGCGAAGAUAAAAUUUAAUACAUCUUUAUACACUAUUAUUGAACUAGGUGAUUUAUUUUUCUACAGUGUAUAGGUUUGUUACACUUCUAUUAUUUUACGGUUGAUUUGGGGCUUAAGCUGGCAUGUGAUAAGGUGAGAUUGUUAAAAGAAAAUGUUUAAGAAUAAAAAUUAUAAGUUUUA